UAGAUAAAUUUAUGAGAGAGCCUGUUUUUUAUUUUGGUUUCUAAUCAUUAUUUUUCCUAAUUAAGAUAAAAAGAAUUAGGGCAACAACAAGAUAUUAAAAUUAAAAAAAAUCUCAAAACUAUCGAUUGGUACCCAGAAGACCCCUCAGGUAUAGUUAAUUAGGAAAUGAGUUCGAUGAUCGGCAACUCUACGAUUGGCAGUUUAAAAUUAAAUCUGCAGAUGAAUAUUUCAAUUAACUGAGGAGAACUGCUUCAAGCAAUUAUUGGCGCUCCACUUUGAAUAGAUUACCCGGAAUCUGAGAGGAUUCGAUAAUAUUCUUGUUGGGUUGGUGAUGAGAAACCGACCCAUCCAUCUGAGAGAUUUCAUUGUCAUUUUGAAUGAUUUCGAAAGACCGAAAAUAAAUAAUUAUUAAUGAAAAUUGAUAAAAAUAAUGGAUACAUAGCAACCACAUUUAAACCAACAUUGGAAAUCAAUAGAACGUGCUUUGAGCGUAUGAUGUUUAACCACAACACCGACAAUUAACAAUACAAGAGUAUUUGUGGUUAAUAUUAAUUUUUUAAUUCUGCAACCAAAUAACCGUAAUUCUAUAUCGAAAAGUUUUCGAACAAAGUUUGGUUUCGAGACACGACUCUUGGAAAGUAUCCGGAAAUUGGAAGUAACUUUUAAAUCUAACUCGGGAGCCGAUUCAAUUAAAACACUAAAAUUGACUUUCUCGCUCGAAAACUACCGGAUAUGAAAAACUAGGAAGGUAAUCCUUCAGUAAAAAUGAAUACCUUUACGGUUAUUUUAGCCAUUUCUUACGCAAUAGCAAACAAAAUCUUACAAUGCUCCGGAUUAGAAGAUUAUUUAAAAUCAAAUAACAAAACUAAAACAUUUUCAAAAUCAAUUUUGGUUGUUUUAGUUUUGAUUAUAAUGGGGUUUGUUGUCGUUUUGAUUACAAUUCCAUUUGGAAUUUUUAAAUUUUUUCUUUCAAUUUAUUUAAAAAUCGUCCACAAAGAAGAUUUCGGCGGUUUUUUAAACGGAAUUGGAGCCUCUUUCGCAAUGCAAAAUGAGCAAACCUAUAUAAUAACCGUUUUAAUAGUGGAUUACGAUGAUGACAUUGAAGGUUUUUAUAAAGAAUUAAAGAAGAUUGUUGAAAUAACCGUCCAAGAUUUCGAUCAGUUAAACUCAAUCGUACAGAAAUCAUAUGGCUAUUAUUAUUUAUUAAAGAAUCAAAUUACAUUCGAUAAGAUUUUGUCGCGAAUAACUUUAAAUCAACAAGAUAAUGAGAAAAAUAUUUUAUCGUUCGAUACUAUUUUAAAUUACGUAGAUAGUAUUCGAAGUUAUGAUUACAAAGAUCAACUAUUUCAAGUUGUUCUAUUUAACCACCCCGUUUGGUUUAGUAAUAAAAGGAAUUAUGCCAUUUUCUUAAAAACUAAUCAUUGUAUUUUGGAUGGAAUGGGUUUUCUAAGUGUUAUAACUAAACAUUUAAGCAAACCGAAUAAAGAUGUUGUCGUUAAAAAAUUGGAUUUAGUGGAAAAGUACAAAAAAUUAAAUAUCGAUUACAAUAAGUGUUAUUUAACCAAAAAUUCAUUUGGGUUUACCACAAAAAACGAUCUAAACGAAAAUUAUAAACAAUUUUCUGCUUAUAUUAUGGAAGAUUCGCCCGAUUUAAAAGAAAAAAUAAAAUUUAUAUCUCAAAAAUUAAGUGUGCGAUUCAAUCAGGUUGUUUUAGCUGGAUUAAUUUAUUCGAUUUCUAAGAUAUUAGAUAAGAAAAAUAUUAAAUCUGGGCCGUUUAAUAUAUCUAUAACAGCUUCAUCGGAUAUAAAGCAAAUUGAAAAUGUCAUGAAUGGGGACAGUGACUCCAUAAAAAACGUGAAGAAUGCUUUCUUUGUGUCCCAAGUUACAGUUAUGAAAUGUCGAAAUCGAUCAAAGAGAGAAUUUUUGAUUGAAACUGGGCGAGAAGUUGAGGAAAUUAAGCAAUCUGUUAAUCCAUUGUUAAACAUGAUGUUUUUUAAUUACUUAUCUUCUUUUAUGCCUUCUAUCUUAUGGCGAGCAUUCUUAAUGGAACAAAAUAGGCGAACACACAUAGUUUUAACGAACAUAUUGGAUCAUCCCACAGAAAGAAUUGUUUGCGGAAGAAAAAUGUACGCUAUUUUUACGAUUGUUGGUAAUACUGGUAAUAAAUGUAUAUUUUUUAUGCAUGGAUCUUAUGCCAACCGAUUUGGAAUAUGUAUGAGUGGAAGAUAUGAGUUUAUAAAAAGUCGAGAUGACGUUCAAUUUAUAUUACAUGAAACGAGAAAAUUUAUGGAAGACGUUUUUAACGAAUUAAACCAAGAAAAAAAAUAAAAAGCAUUUUUAUGCAACCAAACUAACACGAUAGAUGUGUUGGUUGCAUACUCACCCCUAUUUUUUAAAAUUCAAUUCUAUUUUUUAAUUAUAUCUACCGGGAAUUUCAUAUAACUCGCAAUAUAUUAAUGCAUCAUAGCCAUAGUUACGAAACUACAAUGCACUUGCACAAUGCAAAGUAACGUCCUUAUCAUAACCCUGAGUUUUCGGCUGUCUUAAGAAACGCACGGCUAAACCCGAAUGUUUCUAGAAACCAGGGCUUCUAUGGAAAUAUAUUUUUGUAAAAAGAAAAUCUAAACGAAAUUCUAAUUUACCAUAACAAUUGUUUUUAAUCUUAAUAUAGGAGUUAUAUUUAAAA
Onthophagus taurus is the source of this 2686-nucleotide messenger RNA. RefSeq lists its product as uncharacterized. Lineage: Eukaryota; Metazoa; Arthropoda; Insecta; Coleoptera; Scarabaeidae. The record is from RefSeq and is a predicted model, not a curated record.